AUGAGAUUCUCAACUUUAUCCCUGGCGGCUCUCGCCUCCUUCACAUGUACCGUCUCGGCUCUCUCACCCGCCGACUGGAAGAAGCAAUCUAUCUAUCAAGUCAUGACGGAUCGGUUUGCUCGCACUGAUGGCUCGACCACUGCCGCUUGUGAUACGUCCGCUGACAAGUAUUGUGGGGGUUCAUGGCAAGGCAUUAUCAACAAGCUGGAUUAUAUCCAGGACAUGGGUUUUACUGCGAUCUGGAUAUCGCCCAUUGUGGAAAAUCUGCAAGCGGAUGGCGCUUAUCAUGGAUAUUGGGCUCAGAAUAUCACAGAGUUAAACACUAACUUCGGGACCGAAAGCGAUUUGCUUGCUCUAUCUACGGCACUCCAUGGUAAAGGCAUGUACCUUAUGGUCGAUGUCGUUACAAAUCACAUGGGUUAUAAUGGGUGCCGCGAUUGUGUCGAUUACAGCAUCUUUGAUCCUUUUAACUUGCAAUCUGAUUAUCACACCCCCUGCGCCAUCGAUUACAACAAUGCCACGAGUGAAAAGGUCUGUUGGGAGGGAGAUGACACUGUUUCUCUGCCGGAUCUCAGAACCGAGGAUUCUGGUGUGUUGGCUACGUGGAAUACUUGGAUUGGCGGAAUUGUGACCAAGUAUAGCAUUGAUGGUUUGAGGUUGGAUAGUGCCCUGGAGGUGGAUGUGGACUUCUUCUCUCCUUUUGAGGCUGCAGCUGGUGUCUAUAUUGUGGGGGAAGCCUUCAAUGGGGACCCUUCUACUGUUUGCCCAUUACAGGACUCCCUGAGCGGUUUAUUGAAUUACCCCGCCUACUAUUGGAUUACUCAAGCAUUCGAAAGCACUAGCGGCAGUAUGAGCAACCUUGAGAACGGCAUCAAUACCAUGAAGUCAGAAUGCUCUGAUACAAAUCUCCUCGGAUCAUUCCUGGAGAAUCAUGAUGUCGCACGCUUCCCGUCCUACACUUCUGACAUCUCUUUGACUAAGAACGCAAUUGCUUUUACAAUACUUACAGACGGAAUCCCAAUUGUUUAUGAAGGCCAGGAGCAGCAUUUCUCUGGAACAGGAGACCCAUCCAGCCGUGAAGCCGUCUGGCUCUCAGGAUAUCCUACUGACUCCACAUUCUAUACAUGGAUCGCAUCCCUCAACCAAAUCAGAAACGAAGCAAUCAACCUGGACCCAACCUACGUCACGUAUAAAGCAAACCCAAUCUACUCCGAUUCCUCCAACAUUGUGAUGCGAAAAGGAAACACCGGUUUUCAAAUGAUCAGCGCCUUCACCAACACAGGUGCUAGCGGUAGCUCUAGUUUCACACUGUCGUCUACCGAAACCGGCUUCAACUCUAGCCAGGCUUUAAUCGAAGUCAUGAGCUGCACAGCUGUCACAACAGACUCCAGCGGAAAUCUUGCUGUGACGUUGACCAGCGGACUACCAGGCGUCUACUUUCCAAAGUCUCUACUGACAGGAAGCGGUAUCUGCUCUUCUAUCACAGGCUCUAAAUCCAGCACAUCAGCCUCGGCCUCAGCAACUACAACUGCCCCAUCGACCACAGACACCUCGUCAGCCACAGCCACGUCGACGAAGACUUCCAAAUCCGCGAGUUCUAGCCUAACAACAUCAUCAGUAGCGAGUUCGACAUCAGCAUCCUGCACAACAGCAACCUCCGUCGCCGUCACAUUCAAUGCACUCGAGUCGACCGCAUACGGUGAGACCAUCAAGCUCGCCGGCAAUACCACCGCACUCGGCAGCUGGGCUCCAGCCAACGCCCUCGCGCUCUCCGCAGCAAACUACACAGCCAGUAACCCUCAGUGGUCCGUCACCGUGAGCAUGGCGCCAGGGACGGCGGUGCUGUAUAAGUUCAUCAAGGUGGGGAGCGGGGGGAGCGUGGCGUGGGAGGCGGAUCCGAAUAGGAGUUAUACGGUGCCUGUUGGGUGCGCUGCUGCUGCUAUGGUGAGGGAUGUCUGGCAGGCUUGA
Molecule: messenger RNA, 1968 nt
Organism: Lachnellula hyalina
Lineage: Eukaryota; Fungi; Ascomycota; Leotiomycetes; Helotiales; Lachnaceae
Gene: amy3
Product: Alpha-amylase A type-3
Exons: 8
Coding region: 1-1968 (655 amino acids)
Biological process (GO): carbohydrate catabolic process
Molecular function (GO): calcium ion binding; alpha-amylase activity; starch binding
Source: RefSeq, a predicted model, not a curated record